Molecule: messenger RNA, 2739 nt
Organism: Syzygium oleosum
Lineage: Eukaryota; Viridiplantae; Streptophyta; Magnoliopsida; Myrtales; Myrtaceae
Product: subtilisin-like protease SBT1.8
Exons: 3
Coding region: 98-2458 (786 amino acids)
Biological process (GO): proteolysis
Molecular function (GO): serine-type endopeptidase activity
Source: RefSeq, a predicted model, not a curated record
UCUCUCUCUCGCUCUCCUUCCCAUCUUCUUCCUUCCUCUGACACUGUCCCCUUGCUAGCCCACUGCGUCUCUUCCACUCUCUCUCUGUCUCUCGGCCAUGGCCAACCUCCGCAUCCGCUCGCUCGCCCCUCUGCAAUGCCUGGCGCUGCUGCUGCUCUCGGUCGCCGCGACGGCGGCGACGGCGGCGGAGGCGGCGGCCAAGAGGACGUACAUUGUCCACAUGAACUCCCACCAGAUGCCUCCCUCCUUCGCCACUCGCCGCGACUGGUACGCCUCCAACCUCCACUCCCUCUCCUCCUCCUCCUCCUCCGACGACGACGACGCCGAGGACCCCCUCCUCUACGCCUACACCGCCGCGUUCCACGGGUUCGCCGCCUCCCUCGACCCGGGCGAGGCCGACUCGCUCCGGGCGUCCGCCUCCGUCCUCGGCGUCUACGAGGACACCGUCUACGACCUCCACACCACCCGGACCCCCGCGUUCCUCGGCAUCUCCGGCGACCUCGGGCUGUCGGAGGACCCGCAGGAGGGAGGUCCGAGCGGCGGGAAGACGCGGGCCUUCGGCGACGUCGUCGUCGGGGUCCUGGACACCGGGGUGUGGCCGGAGUCGAAGAGCUUCGACGAUGCGGGCAUGCCGGAAGUGCCGGCCCGGUGGAAGGGCGAGUGUGAAUCGGGCCCGGACUUCAGCCCGAAGUCGUGUAACAAGAAGCUGGUCGGAGCUCGGUUCUUCUCCAAGGGAUAUCACAUGGCCUCUGGUGCGAAUUUCUUGAAGAAGCCUAAGGAAUUGGAGUCGCCGAGAGACCAAGACGGGCACGGGACUCACACGGCCAGCACCGCCGCCGGAUCGCCGGUGACCAACGCCAGCCUUCUCGGGUACGCCAGCGGGACGGCGCGAGGGAUGGCCGACCACGCUCGCGUGGCCGUUUACAAGGUCUGCUGGAGCUCCGGCUGCUUCGGGUCGGACAUCCUCGCGGGGAUGGACCGAGCCAUCCUCGACGGCGUCGACGUCCUCUCGCUCUCUCUCGGCGGCGGGACUGCCCCGUAUUACCGCGACACAAUCGCCAUCGGCGCGUUCACCGCCAUGGAGAAGGGCAUUUUUGUUUCUUGCUCCGCUGGGAACAGCGGGCCGGCAAGGGCCUCACUCGCCAAUGUGGCGCCUUGGAUCAUGACCGUCGGCGCCGGAACAAUCGAUCGUGAUUUUCCGGCAUACGCCCUGUUAGGCAACGGCAAGCGCUACGCCGGGGUCUCCCUCUAUUCGGGGCCUGGGAUGGGGCAUAAACCCGUGGCCGUGAUUUAUAACAAAGGGUCCAAUAGCUCGGGCAACCUGUGCUUGCCCGGGUCGCUCAACCCAGCCCUGACGCGUGGGAAGGUGGUGCUGUGCGACCGGGGGGUGAACGCCCGUGUUGAGAAAGGUGAGGUGGUGAGGGACGCGGGCGGAGUGGGGAUGAUACUGGCGAACACGGCUGCGAACGGGGAGGAACUGGUGGCGGACAGCCACCUGAUCCCGGCAGUCGCUGUGGGGAGGAAAAUGGGUGAUGUGAUAAGGGAGUACGUGAAGAGCGACGCGAAUCCGACGGCGGUGCUCGGCUUUAGAGGGACGGUGGUGAACGUGAGGCCGUCACCGGUGGUCGCAGCGUUCAGCUCCAGGGGGCCCAACAUGGUGACGCCGGAGAUACUGAAGCCGGACGUGAUCGGGCCGGGGGUUAACAUAUUGGCCGCCUGGUCGGACGCGGUCGGGCCCACCGGGCUGGAGUCCGAUACCCGGAAGAGCCCGUUCAACAUAAUGUCAGGUACAUCCAUGUCAUGCCCGCACAUAAGCGGAGUCGCGGCACUGCUCAAAUCUGCCCAUCCAAAUUGGAGCCCGAGCGCGAUCAAGUCCGCUCUCAUGACCUCCGCCUACGUCCUGGACAACACAAGGUCUCCUCUCCGGGACGCCGGCGGCGGCGGGUUCUCCACUCCUUGGGCUCAUGGUUCGGGCCAUGUGGACCCGCAAAAGGCCCUCUCUCCUGGCCUCGUGUACGACCUCACGGCCGAAGACUACAUCGCCUUUCUCUGCUCCCUAGACUACACCAUCGACCACGUGAAAGCCAUCGUCAAGCGCCCCAACGUCACAUGCUCUCGUAAAUUCUCCGACCCCGGUGAACUCAACUACCCGUCAUUCUCGGUGGUGUUUGAGGACAAGAAGGUCGUGAGAUACACUCGCGAGCUGACCAACGUGGGGACCGCAGGGUCUGCGUACGAAGUGUCGGUCACAGGCCCGUCAACGGUCGGGGUGACGGUGAAGCCGAGGAAGCUUGUCUUCCCGAAUGUUGGGGACAAGAGGAGGUACACGGUCACCUUUGUCUCGAAAAAGGGCACGAACCCGAUGACGAGGUCGGAGUUCGGCAGCAUCGUUUGGAGCAAUGCCCAAAACCAAGUUCGGAGUCCGGUGGCUUAUGCUUGGACCAAGUUGGUGAGCUGAGUACAGUCGAUGUUUUCUGGCUUCCGGUGCGGUGUUUCGACUUUUCCCCUCGACUGGCUCAGUUACGAGCUGCUACUUAUGACUGAAGUAGCUUAGCUUUUUCUCAACCGACUAGGGCGGAAUCAAUAGAAGGCCGUGCUGUGCCAUGCCGUGUUGCUAUUAAACCGGCAAUUCUAUAUGUAGGCGUAGGAUUGAAGGGAGCAAGAGUGAAAUUUGUACUUUGAUUUCAUGGUAAACGUUGAUACAGCAGAAGUGUGAGGCUGAGGUCUUUGUUUUUAAAA